Dictyostelium purpureum is the source of this 1431-nucleotide messenger RNA. RefSeq lists its product as uncharacterized. NCBI's taxonomy places the organism in Eukaryota, Evosea, Eumycetozoa, Dictyosteliales, Dictyosteliaceae. Gene Ontology annotation, cellular component: Golgi apparatus; endoplasmic reticulum. The transcript is spliced from 7 exons. Bases 1 to 1431 code for a protein of 476 amino acids. The record is from RefSeq and is a predicted model, not a curated record. Gene Ontology annotation, molecular function: protein-cysteine S-palmitoyltransferase activity. Gene Ontology annotation, biological process: protein targeting to membrane; peptidyl-L-cysteine S-palmitoylation.
AUGAUAACCAAUACAAAAAAUAAUUAUGGAAGAUCUAUCAAUGUUAGUGGUAGUGACACAGCAGCAGAUAACAAUAAUCAAGAAGAAAAAAAUAUAUUUGAAAGAUGUUUAAAAAUUGACGAAGAUGAUUUAGAUUAUGAAGAGGAUAAACCACAAAGCCACAAUCAAAACAAAUAUAAAGAAUUAGUUCAUAAAAAUAGAAAUCACACAAAUGACAAAAAUAAUAAGAAUCAACAAAAUAACAAUAGCAAUAUUAAUAACGAUAUCGUAACAGGGCCUGAUAAAGUAUUUUUUUUCAUAUCAAAUGUAUUUUUAGUUGUACCCGCAUUACUGUUUAUAAUUAUAUUGGUCCCAAUAAGCUCAGAAAUUUCAAGUGCUUUAGAAAAAUUCAAUUAUGUUGUAUCCAUUUUCUUUUUAUUUUUUACUUUGUAUUAUUUAUAUUUGGCUGGAUUUAUUGAUCCAGGAAUUCUCCCAAAGGGGGCAGUGACACACCAAUCAUCAAACAAUCAAUCAAAAACAACCUUGUCAUCAUUUACUCAAAAACAACCUCAAUUACAACCACACCAACAGCAAAAACAAUCAUUAAGUCCUCAAAAUGAGGGUAGUAAAUUAAAACAGUUUCUAACAAGACAGAGAGAAUUAGAAUCAAAAAGAGAUAUUAACUAUAGUAAAUUUAAUAAUUUAAGAGAAUCAAUGGAGGAGGGCACUUAUAGACAGCACGAAAAUCAAACAGAGGAAUACCCAGAGGAAGAAGACGAGGUGGAGGUAGAAAGAGAAAGAAAAGUAAACGAUAAUGAAAAAUAUCAAAAAGACGAAAAACUAUAUCAGGAAAUUAUAAUUAAAGAUUAUUUUAAAUUAAAAUUAAAAUAUUGUGAAACCUGUGAUAUAUUUAGACCACCAAGAUCAUUUCAUUGUUCAACUUGUAAUAACUGCGUUCAAAAUUUUGAUCAUCAUUGUGUAUGGAUUGGUAAUUGUAUUGGUCAAAGAAAUUACAAAUAUUUUUUAUUUUUUAUUUUUUCAACAUUAAUUUAUUCAACUUAUAUUUGCGUAAUGUCAAUAGUAUUUAUUGUUCACCAUGUAAAUAGUUUUAUUAGUAAUAAUAGUAAUAAUGGCGGUAGUGAUGGUAAUAAUAGCAGUGGUAGCAGUUUAAAUAGUGACAGUAUCAGUAAUAGCAGUAAUAACCUUAAUGAAAGAUUCGAAAAAUCUUUAGAUAAUAUUUUAUUAAGCCUCCAUACAAAAGUGGGUGUAGUAUUGGGAUUGCUUUUAUUAAGUAGUUAUCAUGCUCAAUUAGUUUUAGCUAACAAAUCCACAAUGGAAGAUUAUAAAAAACACUUUGAAAAUCAAGCAAACCCUUUUGAUAAAGGAAAGCUAAAUAAUAUUUUAGAGCGAUUGUUCUUAUCAAAGAAAAUUUCAUUUUUAAUAAAACAUUAA